Molecule: messenger RNA, 1687 nt
Organism: Thalassophryne amazonica
Lineage: Eukaryota; Metazoa; Chordata; Actinopteri; Batrachoidiformes; Batrachoididae
Product: G-protein coupled receptor 26-like
Exons: 3
Coding region: 246-1256 (336 amino acids)
Biological process (GO): adenylate cyclase-activating G protein-coupled receptor signaling pathway
Cellular component (GO): membrane
Molecular function (GO): G protein-coupled receptor activity
Source: RefSeq, a predicted model, not a curated record
CCACACAGCGCGCACGGAGCGGUGAGUGCGCAUCAGGGCGCACUGAGCAGCGCUGCACGAUCCGGAUCUCUCCUCUCUGGCGGGGAAUCGACCUAAAACAUCCUUCAGGCGCAGACAUGUAGCUGACGGGAUCUCCACCACUUGGAGAGUUGCGCGCACGCGGCUGUGGCUGACAACACAGCGCCCAAGUGCAGAAGUGGAUAUGCGCACCAAAAGUGGGAGUAAGUGAGUCGCGGGGCCACAGGAUGGACUGUGCGGAGGUGAUCCUGUGCGUGCUGGUGGUUGUCAUCAUCGUCGUGUCGCUGCUGUCCAACGUGCUCGUGCUGAUCUGCUUCCUGUACAAUCCGGAGAUCCGCAGGCAGGUCCCCGGGCUGUUCAACCUCAACCUGACCUUCUGCAACCUGUUGCUGACGGUGGCCAACAUGCCGCUCACUUUGGCGGGACUCGUCAGCAAGUCUCAGCCAGGAGGAGACGGCUUCUGCCAGAUCGUGGGCUUCCUGGAGACUUUCCUGUCCACCAACUCCAUGCUGAGCAUGGCAGCGCUGAGCAUCGACAGGUGGAUCGCCGUGGUUUUCCCACUGAGGUACCACUCCAAAAUGCGCCACAAAGACGCGGCGUUGGUGUUGCUGUACAUGUGGGCGCACUCCGUGUCCUUCUCCACGGUGGCCACGUGCCUGUCGUGGGUGGGAUACCACCGGCUUUACGCGUCCUGCACCCUGUCCAACCCGAAGGCGAGCAGUCGGACUCAGUUUGUGGUCUUCACAGUCUUCUUUCACUCGUUCACCUUCCUCCUGUCUUUUGUCGUGCUGUGCGUCACUUACCUCAAAGUGCUCAAAGUGGCGCGCUUUCACUGUAAAAGGAUCGACGUCAUCACCAUGCAAACUUUGGUGCUGCUCGUGGACAUUCACCCCAGUGUUCGCCAGCGCUGCUUGGAGGAGGCAGAAAAGGCGACGCCAGAGAGCAACAGGAAGAUCAGCACGUUUAUCGGCACCUUCAUGCUUUGCUUUGCUCCCUACGUGAUCACGAGGAUUGUGGAGUUAUUUCCAGCGGUGCCUAUCAACCCUCACUGGGGAAUUGUCUCCAAGUGUUUAGCUUACAGCAAGGCAGCCUGUGAUCCCUUCGUGUAUUCUCUGCUCCGAAACCAGUACAGAAAGACAUGCACUGAUAUCAUCAACAGACUGCUGAAACGUAGCUCCUUAAAUGCUUCGGUGCGCGGGCAAGAGAACCAAGUAAACACCAUUCCGAUGCCAGAGUGAAAAUGCACAGAAUCCCGACACGCUCUCCGAGAGCAGGUCUGAAAAAUGUCAAGACAUCCCGAAGCUGACUUGAUGAAGAAGCGGAGACAUAUUGGUUGCUGUCCACGUCUGCUUGAAUUUUUUUCAGGCAUAGCAACAAAGUCACUUUCGACAAAUGUCAGCAUCGGAAUAUAACUGUGCUGCCAUGGUAUGCCCGUAUCAGCAGACCAGUGCAAGAGAACCUGUUCCUGUGUGGAUAAGAAGCAAUGGCAGAUUUCACAUCCUCCUGAAGAGACAGAUCUGCUCACCUUAGAACAAUGGAGUUAAGUGACAAGCGUAGCUUUGUCUGAUGUGUCUUACUUUCAUUUUGCUGUGUUUUUAUCUUGCAUUUCUCCAGUAUGCAUCCUUACCAUUGUUGGAAAAUGCUGGGCAAACUUCUGUUUGAGAGGAAA